UCUCUGUUUGUAGGAAAUGAAUGGAGUACUAAAGAACAUGUUGUCUGAAUGGUUUUCCACUGGAUUCUUAAACUUGGAACGGGUUACAUGGCAGUCUCCCUGCGAGAUUCUUCAGAAGAUUAGCGAUAGCGAAGCUGUGCACCCUGUUCGAAAUUGGAUGGAUAUGAAGCGCCGUGUUGGGUCCUACAGAAGGUGUUACUAUUUCGCCCACUGUGCAAUACCUGGAGAACCCCUGGUCAUUUUGCACGUUGCACUUACGGACGAAAUAUCCAGCACUAUCCAGGCCAUAGUAAAAGAGCCUCCCUUGCAAGAAGCAGAAGAUUUGGACAGAAUUACCACUGCAAUUUUCUACUCAAUCAGUUUGACCCAGCAGGGCCUGCAGGGCGUGGAGCUUGGGACGUACCUCAUCAAGCGGGUUGUCAAAGAACUGCAAGUUGAAUUUCCUCAGAUCCAAGUCUUCUCCACCUUGUCUCCCAUUCCGGGAUUCACCAAGUGGCUCAUUGGGCUGCUGUGCUCCCAAUCCAAUGAACUGGGCUGGGGAAAGCCUUUCACAGAUCCCGAGUUGCGAGAAAUUUCUGAGAUCACGGGAGACCCCGCUGCUGAAAAACUGAAGCGCCUUUUCGCGAACAACGGGUGGGUGAAAUCAGAAAAGCUGGUUCGGGUCUUAGAGCAGCCCCUUAUGAGGCUUUGCGCCUGGUAUCUCUACGGAGAGAAGCACCGCGGCUACGCGCUCAACCCAGUGGCGAACUUCCACCUUCAGAACGGUGCGGUGUUAUGGCGCCUGAACUGGAUGGCAGACACCAGUCCCCGUGGCAUGACGGCCUCCUGUGGCCUGAUGGUCAACUAUCGCUACUUCUUGGAGGACACGAUGGCCAACAGCGCCACCUAUCGUGGCACUAAGCAGAUCAAAGCUUCUGAGCAGGUUCUCUCCUUGGUGUCCCAGUUUCAGCAGAACAGCAAACUUUGAGCGAGCAAAUACCGGUUCUGGCUAAACGGGAAUCUUGACUUGGUCCUGCUUAGAAAGAAGUGGAUUGCUGAUGAACCAGUAUGCUCUGUUCUGGAUCUCCUCAGGAUCUGCAGUUGGUUGUCUUGAGUUCUCACUGCCUUAUGUCACCAGAGAAGAAGACCACGUGGUUUCUUGUGGUGCUUCUAGCACGCUGAAUCUCAAGCUUGUUGACCUCACCUCAGAGAAGUGGUGGCAACUUGUUGGUGGUUUCUGUGAAGAGUGUGUUAUCCCUUGUUCUCAGUAGAUCAAUAGUCUUGUUUAAUCUGCAUCUUUGACAGCACUAUUGAACCACCGAAUGCCCUUGGACCUUAGAGGGAUCAAUAUCAGAGUUACUAAAAAAGGGACACGCAAGGAAGACAUUUUCAUCCAACUGGGGAAACAAAACAGCAUGUUUUUACACUUAUUCAAAAACUGCUUUUAUCCACCCUUUCUCUGCUGUGCUAAAUUCUUGGGUAAGGUCACCUGCUUGAGCACUGCACAAAAUGACACCAUGAUUGACUGCUUUGGUUGGACAAAGCAUUGAAAUGUUGUGUUGUCUGGCUCCAACACAGAGGCAACGUCCGCAUGGAAGGAAGCAUUUGCUGCUAAAAAUGGUUUACAAAUGAAAACAAUUCAGACCUAUGUGGUUUGUUGCAGAGUUUUUGGAAACAAUAUUUAAAAAUGUAUCAAUUUAAGGAAACAAGAAACAGGCCAUUAAAACCUAAGGUUUACCAUACAAACAGAACCCUUGCCUGUGGUACAAUUAUUCAACAGUUUUGUGCCUUAACAUUUUUAGCCAAUUCUCUUGGCUCUAUCACUGCUAUGGAUUACAGAUGACCAAGCGGUUUGCUGAGAUUAGGCUUAAAAUGAGGAGAGUUUGUUAUAUCUCCCCUUAAUGUGUAUGUUUUAACUUAGGAAAUUUAGGGUGUUCCUGAGUUAUUUCCUUAAAUUCUGGUGGGGUCUCUCUAGUUCUUUUCAGGAAUAAUUGCAUAUUGGAUUUAUGAAGUUAAACUAGGAGACAUUGUAACAUUCAUCAGCAAAGAAACAUUUAAUUAAUAUCCUAAUUAAAAUUGCAUGUUCCUACCUGUUGGGAACCAAAAGCAUAACCGAGUAGAAGCAUUAAAGGGGAAUUAAUAAAUGAGUUUUGAUGCUCAACUCAGGGUGGGGUCUUGAAAAAGCUGGUAGUUUUGUCAGCGCAUGAAAAUCUUGAUAUUUGGCCACAGAAGGAAAAAUCAAAACCAGAAAAGAAAACCCAGUAUGAAGUUCCAGAACUAGAAUGGGACAAUUGGCAGCCCUAUCUUCUUGUUCAUAGAUAGAUUAUAUGAAAUUGAAUAACUGAAGGACUACAAUGUGCAAAGCUUAUAUUUAUCAGUUGGUAUUAAUGAUAAUUUAUAAUAUUUAGCUGGCUGGGCAUCUCAGCUGAUUACUAAAAUGGCAUAAUUACUUCCUAAGUGCCUUUCCCCCUCCUCUCAGAGAUUACAAGUAAUGUCUGGUUAAAAACUGAAUAAACAGUGUCAGAAUAAAA
Messenger RNA from Protobothrops mucrosquamatus (brown spotted pit viper), 2510 nucleotides. RefSeq names its product malonyl-CoA decarboxylase (gene MLYCD). Gene Ontology annotation, biological process: acetyl-CoA biosynthetic process; positive regulation of fatty acid oxidation; fatty acid biosynthetic process. NCBI's taxonomy places the organism in Eukaryota, Metazoa, Chordata, Lepidosauria, Squamata, Viperidae. The record is from RefSeq and is a predicted model, not a curated record. Gene Ontology annotation, molecular function: malonyl-CoA decarboxylase activity. The coding region runs from base 17 to 967 and encodes 316 amino acids. Gene Ontology annotation, cellular component: mitochondrial matrix; peroxisomal matrix. The transcript has 4 exons.